AUGGUAGUUAAUUCUGCCAUUGAUGGAUCUUGGAGCUCAAAAAUUAAUAACUCAGGAUCUAAAAGAAUGGGAACCUUGAUUGACCUUUCUUCUCUUCCUGAAGCAAGUAAACAUGGUGAUGAUACUGCAAUAAUGAUUCCUGAUGAAUUAUUGGAUAAUAGUUUGGAUGAAUGGAAGUUUAGUCUUAUAGGCAGGUUAGAUUUCCAGAAAUUGAAAAUAGAGCUUGCUGAUAGGGUUUUGAAAGAUCAAUGGAAGUUAAAAGGAAAUUCUCAAUUGAUUCCGAUGGGGAAAGGCUUUUUUGUCAUCGAACUUGAUAACGAAGAUGAUCAGAAUAGAAUUUGGAGUGGUGGUUUAUGGCAGGUGGAGAAUCAGAUUUUGAAGGUUAGGGAAUGGGAACCAAACUUCAAGCAUGAAAAUCAAAAGUCUUCCACUGCUUUCGUAUGGGCUCAUUUUCCAGGUCUAUGUAUUGAAUACUGGAAGGAGGAAAUCAUUCUAUCCAUUGCUAAAACAAUUGGUAGAGCAAUUCAAGUUGAUGAGACAACUCUAAAGCGUGAAAUCGGUUAUUAUGCAAGUAUGAUGGUUGAAGUCGAUUUAGCUAAAGAAAUCCCUGGUAGAAUUUGGAUUGGCACAAAGUAUGGAGGAUUUUAUCAAGACAUUAAAAUCCCCAAGGUUCCAAAAUUUUGUGGGCAAUGUAAGAUUGUAGGGCACAUUGUAUCUGAAUGCAGGGUUAGUAGGAAGGAUCAAAAUAAGCCAGAGGAAGGGGAAAUAGUAGAUGAAGGAAAUAAAUAUAGAAAGAAAGGAAAAAAUACAGACAAGGAGGAGAAAUUUGUUGGUGCUUCUGAUCCUAAAGAUGAUGUGACUAUUGAUACCAUUCCUGUGGUGGAUGCUAGAAUUCCUGUUGCUAACGCGGAAGUUGGAAUCAAGCUAUCUAAAGCUUUCCAUGCUCUUAAGGACAUGGAGGAUAAUAGUUCGAUCAAUGAACUUCCUAAUGAAUUGCCUAUGGAUAUAAGUAAGCCUCUUGAGAUUGUCUCAAGCACUUCUUUGGACAAUGCUGUUAAAGGGGCUAUUGGUACUAUUCAUAAGGAUAUUGUCGUUGUAAAAAAGACUAUUAGAAAAAAGAUAAAAAGAUCUAUGGAAAACAAAGAGUCUUUAUUGCUUUAA
Messenger RNA from Papaver somniferum (opium poppy), 1161 nucleotides. RefSeq lists its product as uncharacterized. The record is from RefSeq and is a predicted model, not a curated record. The coding region runs from base 1 to 1161 and encodes 386 amino acids. Lineage: Eukaryota; Viridiplantae; Streptophyta; Magnoliopsida; Ranunculales; Papaveraceae. The transcript has a single exon.